Impatiens glandulifera is the source of this 798-nucleotide messenger RNA. RefSeq names its product protein BASIC PENTACYSTEINE7-like. NCBI's taxonomy places the organism in Eukaryota, Viridiplantae, Streptophyta, Magnoliopsida, Ericales, Balsaminaceae. The coding region runs from base 1 to 798 and encodes 265 amino acids. The record is from RefSeq and is a predicted model, not a curated record. Gene Ontology annotation, cellular component: nucleus. The transcript has 2 exons. Gene Ontology annotation, biological process: response to ethylene. Gene Ontology annotation, molecular function: sequence-specific DNA binding; DNA-binding transcription factor activity.
AUGCAUUUUGGUCUCGGAUUGUUUCUGCCACCAUUAUUAGGUUACAAUUCUCGUUUUUCUUCCUUGUCUAAAUCAUUAUUAUCUUGUUCUGCUGCUGGGUUUGUUCACAUUCCAAUAUAUGAUCAGAACCCAACAGAUGGAUCUGUUCCUCAUUUCUCAUGGAUUCAUCCUGGAAACUUCUUUUCAGCAACUAAGAUCAGCUUAAACACUUUCCAAGCAAGUCAGAUCGAUCUCAAACCUGCUCUGAUCCCCGUUCCCUUCCAAACAAUCACCACUUCACCAUCACCAACUGAGCCUGAAAAGAACCAUAAGCCUGCAACAACAAAGCCCAAGAAAAGGAAACCGCCUACCAAGUGUUUGAAAAAUAUCUCUGACGAUACUCUAACUCCCAAACAGCCAAAAAUGAGACCAGGUUCUAAGAAACCUAAGAAAUCGCUUGAACCAGGAACAACAAUUGAGAGAAAGAAUCUCAACAUUGUUUUUCCUGAGGCUAGUAGUAUAAAUUUCUCGGGUGUUCCUUCUCCUUAUUGUUCGUGUACUGGAAUUGCUCGCGGAUGCUACAAAUGGGGUGCUGGCGGUUGGCAAUCUUCUUGUUGCACAACAAAUAUGUCUGAAUAUCCACUUCCGAUGAGCUCGACUAGGCCUGGUGCUAGAAUGGCUGGUAGGAAAAUGAGUAAUGGAGCUUAUGGGAAACUGUUGUGUAAAUUUGUGGCUGAGGGUGGUGAUCUUUCUCACCCAAUUGAUUUGAAGAAUAAUUGGGCGAAACAUGGGACUAAAAAGUUUGUUACUAUUAAGUAG